UACUUUAUAGGUGUUUCUAUUUAGUGGCGUCCCUACCUCAACCAAGAAUAGCUGGAGGGAUCGUGUUGCUCGUGUGUCACACGGUGUGACUGUUCCUUAGAUCGCCGCGGCGCGCUUCGCUCCAGACUUCACAUCGCCGUUGAGUUCGACUGACGCGGCUGACAGACUGAGCCGCCUGAUGCUGCCUCGCGCUUCCUGCCGGCUGGUCGUCCCCGCCGCGCUGUCGCCAAGUCGCCUCCGCUCCCGCCGCGCUGUUGCCAAGUCGCCUCCGGUCCCCGCCGGACUACGCCGGGCAUGGAGAUCUCACCGCCCUUGGACGUGACGAAGUCCACGGUCUCCACGCGGGAGUCUCCGGGCGAGGUGCGCAGCGAGCACCGGGCGCUGUACUCGUCGCACGCGUCCAGGCCGGUCAAGCCGACGAGCCCCGGGUCUGGGCUGCCCAGGGACAGGUCGCGACACGCCCAGGGCGCCGACGGCGAGGCGGUCUCCCGCCGGCACGCCUGGAAGACGUCCUGCUCGCAGUCGCGGUCCGACACGCUCACGUGGCACCGCACCAGCGCGGACUCGUCCGUCACGUUCACGACGGACACGCCGGUCAGCUUUUCAAGGCCUUGCGCUUAG
This is a messenger RNA of Bacillus rossius redtenbacheri, 621 nucleotides long. RefSeq lists its product as uncharacterized. The record is from RefSeq and is a predicted model, not a curated record. Lineage: Eukaryota; Metazoa; Arthropoda; Insecta; Phasmatodea; Bacillidae. The transcript is spliced from 3 exons. The coding region runs from base 295 to 621 and encodes 108 amino acids.